AUGAGCAACGACCCUGAAUUGUACAAGAAACUCGUCGACGAUGAAGAAGAUGUCGAAGAACAGAUGAAGAAGCCUUUGGUGACAGCCAAGGCGACUCCCAAGAGUUCGUUCCGCAUGCCCUGCGUCUGCAAGUGUCUCUUGAUUACCACUACUGUCUUCUUCUCCUUGACGCUCGCUGCCGGAGUCGGCGGCUACUUUUGGAUGAAGGACUUUGUGGAUCAUUUCACGGUCACUACUCCUUCUCCUGACUUUCCUGUAGUGGACAUGACCGGUGAGGAGUUGCAAGUCGUGGAGGAUCGUGUCAAACUCUUUGUGGAUCAGUUGGUGGCUGGCGAACACCCCGCUGAAGAUCUCACUGUAACUCAAGAUGAAAUUAACGGAUUCAUUGGCCACAGCGACUACUUGCGUGGAAACGCCAUGGUCACUCUCCACAAGGACAUUAUCAAGGAGGAAUACUCUUUCCCCACCUGGAUGCUUCCAGGAGGAAAAGAUCGUUACUUUGUUGGCCAUGACUACAUGAAGCUCAAUGAGGAGACCAACUCGAUCGAGAUGGAGAUGGAAACUGCGGCCAAGCACUCUGAUUGGUUCGAUGGUCCUCUCUACUUUGCCCAACUUCAGUGGUUGGUCACCAAGAACAAGCAAGACGAAGGCAAGACCAUGUUGCAGUUGUUCUUGACCAAGGGCAGCUUCUUCGGACAGGAAGCACCUCAGGAUUACAUUGAGAAGCGUGAGAACUUGUUGAAAAGCUUGUACGAGGAAGCGGACUGUGAGGAUGCCAAGGCUGCUCGCGCUGUGAUUGCUGGUAUUGAACACGUUGUCAUUGAAGAGGGCAAGAUUAUCGUCAAGCCACGCAAGGCCUAA
This is a messenger RNA of Seminavis robusta, 861 nucleotides long. The record is from the annotation of a GenBank genome assembly. NCBI's taxonomy places the organism in Eukaryota, Bacillariophyta, Bacillariophyceae, Naviculales, Naviculaceae.